AUGAUAUCAAAUACAAUUAAAAAUAAUUUUAUUAAAUAUGUUUCAAAAACAAAUAAAUUUAUUUAUAAUCUUAAUAAUACAGCAAUAAAAAAUAAAAACAAUUUCAAAUUGUUUUAUACUACAGAUAAUAAUUUUGAUAGUUUAAAUAAUAAUAAUUUUGAUAGUAAUAACAAUAAUAAUAUUUAUAACUUUAAUAAUAAUAAUAAUAAUAAUAAUAAAAAGAGUUUUUUAGAAAAAAAAAAUAGAGGAAAUGGUGAAAUAUUAACACAAAUUAUAAAUAAAAAAAAACAAGGUGAUAUAGCAGAAGCUAUUAGUAUUUUUGAAAGAAUUGAAAAUCAAUUAUUUAUUUUCGAAAAAGAAAUAUUCUAUAGAGAAAUGUUACAUAUUUAUUCAUUAGUACCAAAUAUGAAAGAGUGUGAAAGGUUGUUUAAUAAUAUUCAAAAUCGUCGAGCACAAACCUUUACAAUAAUGACAAAUGGUUAUCUAUCAGAGUCCAAUUUCGAAAAAGCAAUGGAAUACUUAAGUUUAGGAAAUAAGGAAAAAAAAAUCGAUCUUAUAUCUUAUAGUUUUUUAAUUUCAAAGUUAGCAAAGACUGGCCAAUACAAGUUUAUUGAAUCGGUUUUCAAAAUGGUUAAAGACAGUGGUUUGAAACCAGAUAGAGUUUUUUAUUCAUCAAUAAUCAAGAAUUUAAAUAAUCUUGAAAAAUCCGAAAAAACAAAAGAAAUUUUCCUCCAUUAUUAUGAACAACUCAAGAAAGAUUUAGCAUUGGAACAAUAUGACGAACUUUUAUUUUCAUCCAUAAUUCAUUUACUUUAUAAAUAUAACCUCAAAGACGAAAUCUACAAUUAUUAUCAAAUGCUUUUUAGUACCGAAGCACUUUUUCAAGAGAAUAAACAUUUGGUUUCAAAUUACUGGGUAUAUCUAAUGAUCUAUUCGUUUUUAUCAGUAAAGAGCAAUAAUAAUUUAAAAGAUCUCAAUAGUUUUUGGGAUAUGGUAUCAAGACAAUUAUUAAAUAAUAGUUUGCUUUCCAAAAGAGUUGAGUUCAAUGAUCAUACAAUGAAACCCUUUUUUUCAUAUUUGGUUUCAGUAAAUAGACUAGUCAUGCAAGAAGAGGUAUCAAUUGAUCAAAUUAAUUUACCAGAAAUUAUUGAAAGUUACAUUCAAAUGUUAUCCAAGGAGAUUAGUGAAAGUGAUACCGAAAAGCUUACUACAUAUAUAAGGAAUUCAAUUGUAGUAUCAAAUCAAAUCAUAACAUGGUAUUUAUUAAAGAACGAUAUCGUAUCAGCAUGGAGCCAUUUCCAAUUUUUAAUUCAAGCUAACAGAGCAGAUAUACAUAGUUUUUACCAUAUUUUAAAUUAUUUAUCAUCAAAGUGCGACAAUCAAAUCGUUUUCAAUAAUAUCAAAGAGAUUCUCACUUCAAGCUAUUACAUUAAUAUGGUUAAAACCGUAAGAGGUUAUCAAGAUGAAAUUUGGCUUUCAAUUUUACGUUCUUUAAUUAAAAAUAAACAAAUGGUUCAAUUAAAUAAUAUAACAAAACUACUUAGGGAUUAUACAUUUGAAAAUUUAGAUAGAUAUUCAAAUUAUCUCGAUUAUGAUUUAAAAAAAAAUUGA
Dictyostelium purpureum is the source of this 1611-nucleotide messenger RNA. RefSeq lists its product as uncharacterized. Bases 1 to 1611 code for a protein of 536 amino acids. The transcript has a single exon. NCBI's taxonomy places the organism in Eukaryota, Evosea, Eumycetozoa, Dictyosteliales, Dictyosteliaceae. Gene Ontology annotation, molecular function: protein binding. The record is from RefSeq and is a predicted model, not a curated record.